AUGUCAUUAAUUAACACUGUUAAAAGACAACCAGUUAAAGCUCUUGCUAAUGCUGUUAGAUUCUAUUCAGCUGAACCAACUUUAAAACAAAGAUUAGCAGAAAUCUUACCAGAAAAAGCUGAAGAAGUUAAACAAUUAAAGAAAGAAUAUGGUAAAACUGUUAUUGGUGAAGUUUUAUUAGAACAAGCUUAUGGUGGUAUGAGAGGUAUCAAAGGUUUAGUUUGGGAAGGUUCAGUUUUGGAUCCAAUCGAAGGGAUUAGAUUCAGAGGUAGAACUAUUCCAGAUAUUCAAAAUGAAUUACCAAAAGCUCCAGGUGGUAGUGAACCAUUACCAGAAGCUUUAUUCUGGUUAUUAUUAACUGGUGAAGUUCCAAGUGAAGCUCAAACCAAAGCUUUAUCUGAAGAAUUUGCUGCUAGAUCAGCUUUACCAAAACAUGUUGAAGAUUUAAUUGACAGAUCUCCAGCUCAUUUACAUCCAAUGGCUCAAUUUUCAAUUGCCGUUACUGCUUUAGAAAGUGAAUCUCAAUUCGCUAAAGCUUAUGCUCAAGGUGUUCACAAAUCAAAAUACUGGGAAUAUACUUACGAAGAUUCUAUUGAAUUAUUAGCUAAAUUACCAAAUAUUGCUGCUAGAAUUUAUAGAAAUGUUUUCCAUGAUGGUAAAUUAGGUGGUAUUAAUCCAAACUUAGAUUAUUCUGCCAAUUUAGCUAAUUUAUUAGGUUUCGGUGGUAACCAAGAAUUUGUUGAAUUAAUGAGAUUAUACUUAACUAUUCAUUCUGAUCAUGAAGGUGGUAAUGUUUCUGCUCAUACCACUCAUUUAGUUGGUAGUGCUUUAUCAUCACCAUUUUUAUCAUUAGCUGCUGGUUUAAACGGUUUAGCUGGUCCUUUACAUGGUAGAGCUAAUCAAGAAGUCUUAGAAUGGUUAUUCAAGAUGAGAGAAGAAUUACAUGGUGAUUACUCUAAAGAAAAUAUUGAAAAAUACUUAUGGGAUACCUUAAACGGUGGUAGAGUUGUUCCAGGUUACGGUCAUGCUGUUUUAAGAAAGACUGAUCCAAGAUAUACUGCUCAAAGAGAAUUUGCUUUAAAACACAUGCCAGAUUAUGAAUUAUUUAAAUUAGUUUCUAACAUCUAUGAAGUUGCUCCAGGUGUCUUAACUAAACAUGGUAAAACCAAGAACCCAUGGCCAAAUGUCGAUUCUCAUUCCGGUGUUUUAUUACAAUACUACGGUUUAACUGAAGAAUCAUUCUAUACCGUUUUAUUCGGUGUUUCCAGAGCUUUCGGUGUCUUACCUCAAUUAAUCUUAGAUAGAGGUAUUGGUUUACCAAUUGAAAGACCAAAAUCUUUCUCCACUGAAAAAUAUAUUGAAUUAGUUAAAAAUAUUAAAUAG
Yamadazyma jaroonii is the source of this 1383-nucleotide messenger RNA. Lineage: Eukaryota; Fungi; Ascomycota; Pichiomycetes; Serinales; Debaryomycetaceae. The record is from the annotation of a GenBank genome assembly.